CCUUUUAAUGUGUAUAUAUUGCCAGUGAAAUAUCUCAUAAGUAGCUGCUUCUUGUAAGUAAGUUAGAUAUAUUUGUAGCCUCUUUAAUUGAAAGAAAAAUUUUAGUUGACCUGCAGAAUUAGACAUCAGGGUACCUUUUCUGGUGAACCUGGAACUUUGUUCAGAGAUCAAGAAAACAAGCUCUUUAUUGGGCGUGUGUCCUAAGGCAACAUUAACUUAAUAGAGAUUUUCUUUCUGUAAUUUGCUAAUCUUUGUAUUUAAGUUUGGAAAUAGCAAUAUUCAUAAAUGGGUACCUUUGGUUGUAGUAUUGUUCCAUGCUUUCAUGCCAUUCAAAUGGUUCAUCAGAUAAGAUACGUUAUUGUAGUCAGCAAGAUUGGUUAGAAUAGUGCCCUGAAUAUCAAUAGCUCUGUAUUCUAGUUUCAGCAACUCAGUGCCUCCAAUACGCGCUUGAGUAAAUCAGCGCAUUUCUUCUCAAAUUCUUAGGACUGUUGUGAUUGAAAGCUUAUUGCUUUGUUUUGCCAUAAUUUACUGUCUUUUUAGCUUUUUAAUGCUCGUCUGUUAUACCAACUCUUUGACUUAAUUGAACAUAGUUUUUUACCUGGUGUGUAUAAUGCCGUGCUUAUAUGUUUGUGGAUAAAUGUAAAUUCUCCUGCAGGAAGAACAUCAGAUUCUUAAUCGGAAUUCUAAUGAAUCACUGAUUGACCAGCACUAUUUUACCAGUUGGAAUGCAUUAUCAGAAAUGGGCAUAGUGCUUUUAGAUCCAACAUGUAACAGAUGGAUGUUACUGCAUGCUGAUUACUUCUUCGAGCCAGUACUUUUUUGAUUGUGUAGGAUCUUUGUCUCUUCAUCUUUGAAUUCAAUUACUGGAAAAUAAAAGGAGUUCAUGUAGUUUUUGUCCAGGCUUGAGUCACCAUGAGUAGUAGUUUAGGAAAAGAAAAAGACUCUAAAGAAAAAGAUCCCAAAGUACCAUCAGCCAAGGAAAGAGAAAAGGAGGCAAAAGCUUCUGGAGGUUUUGGGAAAGAGAGCAAAGAAAAAGAACCUAAGACCAAAGGGAAAGAUGCCAAAGACGGAAAGAAGGACUCCAGUGCUGCCCAACCAGGGGUGGCAUUUUCAGUUGACAAUACGAUCAAACGGCCAAACCCAGCACCUGGGACUAGAAAAAAAUCCAGCAAUGCAGAGGUGAUUAAAGAACUCAACAAAUGCCGGGAAGAGAAUUCAAUGCGUUUGGACUUAUCCAAGAGAUCUAUACACAUAUUGCCAUCAUCAAUCAAAGAGUUGACUCAAUUAACAGAACUUUAUUUAUACAGUAACAAAUUGCAGUCCCUCCCAGCAGAGGUGGGAUGUUUAGUAAAUCUCAUGACAUUGGCUCUAAGUGAAAAUUCACUUACCAGUUUGCCUGACUCUCUUGAUAACUUGAAGAAGCUGCGGAUGCUUGAUUUACGGCAUAAUAAACUGAGAGAAAUUCCUUCAGUGGUGUAUAGGCUGGAUUCUCUCACCACUCUUUACCUUCGCUUUAAUCGUAUAACUACUGUGGAAAAGGACAUCAAAAACUUGUCAAAACUCAGCAUGCUUAGCAUUCGAGAGAACAAAAUUAAACAACUACCUGCUGAAAUUGGUGAAUUAUGUAACCUCAUUACGCUGGAUGUAGCUCACAAUCAACUUGAACACCUUCCAAAGGAGAUUGGAAACUGUACACAGAUAACCAACCUUGACUUGCAGCACAAUGAACUGCUAGAUCUCCCAGAUACUAUAGGAAACCUGUCCAGUUUAAGUCGUCUUGGUCUGAGAUAUAACAGACUGUCAGCAAUACCCAGAUCAUUAUCAAAAUGCAGUGCACUUGAAGAAUUAAAUUUAGAGAACAAUAACAUUUCUACUUUACCAGAGAGUCUUUUAUCAAGUCUUGUGAAACUGAAUAGUUUGACCUUAGCUAGGAAUUGCUUCCAGUUAUAUCCAGUGGGUGGUCCAUCUCAGUUUUCUACCAUCUAUUCCCUCAACAUGGAACACAAUCGAAUCAAUAAAAUUCCAUUUGGAAUUUUCUCCAGAGCAAAAGUAUUAAGUAAGCUGAAUAUGAAGGACAAUCAAUUAACAUCACUUCCCUUGGAUUUUGGAACUUGGACCAGUAUGGUAGAAUUGAAUUUAGCCACUAAUCAGCUCACAAAGAUCCCUGAGGAUGUGUCUGGUCUCGUUUCUCUUGAGGUUCUUAUCUUAUCAAACAAUCUUCUAAAGAAGCUUCCCCAUGGUCUUGGAAACCUUAGGAAGUUAAGAGAGUUAGAUCUGGAAGAGAACAAAUUGGAAUCCUUGCCAAAUGAAAUUGCAUAUCUUAAGGAUUUACAGAAAUUAGUCUUGACAAACAACCAGUUGACCACUCUUCCCAGAGGCAUUGGUCACCUUACUAAUCUCACACAUCUGGGUCUUGGAGAGAACCUACUUACUCACCUUCCUGAAGAAAUUGGUACACUGGAGAACCUAGAAGAACUGUAUUUGAAUGACAACCCCAACCUGCAUAGCCUUCCCUUUGAGCUGGCACUCUGCAGCAAGCUUUCAAUCAUGAGUAUUGAGAACUGUCCACUCAGUCACCUUCCACCUCAGAUUGUUGCUGGGGGGCCUUCUUUCAUCAUUCAGUUCUUAAAGAUGCAGGGUCCGUAUCGUGCCAUGGUCUGAUACAAAUCUGCUGGUCCCACACACUGUUCAAAAAUAGACUGCCAUUAAUGUUUCUUAUCUAUAUCUGUAUCUAUUUAUGUAGAUAUUGGUAUAUGGCAGAUUUAUAAAAAUUGCAUUAUGUGUUUAUGCUAAUAGAGGAAUCAUAGCCAUUUAGAAUUUUUUUUAAAUUCUGUACAAAAGGCUUAUAUAAGUUUUCUUUGCUGAAUAUGAUGGAUGUUUUUCUGUUGUGUAUUCUGAUAUGCCAGUUUGCUUAAAACAUUUGCCAACAAAUUAUGAAGUUAUUAAAUUUAAGGGACAGAGGUAGUAUAGUUAGAUAUACUUUCUCUUAGGAAAAAUAAUGGGCAAACAAUUUUGUUGCAACUUUUCAUAUAUAUUUUCCCCUUACCAAUUGUUGUAUCUUUAUAGUAUUGUAGGCCCUGAAAGUAGAAUUUUUCUUUAACUUAUUUUGAGAUUUGAGAUUUAAAUUUUAUGUAUUGUUUACAGUCAGAGUAAAUCACUGGAUUUUUUGUUUGUUUGUUUUGAUUUGCUCUGUUUUAUUCAGUCAAAUCUAGAGUUUGAAUCCUCUGCUAAAGAAUUUGCAUCAGCUGGUUUAAAUAGUGAAAGGUAUUUGCUUGUUAAAAAAAAAAAAAACCAAAAACUGGCAAAGUGAAAAGUUACAGUCGAAAAUCUAGAAUUUCUUUAAUUAUGCUUCUCUGACGAGUUGUGAAGCGAAAUACCUGAAGUGAAUCUUUGGGUAGGAGAAGGAUAUUGAGACCUUUUCUAGUAUGAAUAUUUUUUAAGUUUGGGGGAAGAGAAACUUGUAGUGAAAAGGAGUUUUUUCAUUCCUGAAAGUUGCAGAUCCACAAAAACAGGAUAAUUUGGCAAAUAAAUUACAUAUAAACACACACAAUCUAUAUAUGUAUAUACAAUGCUAUAUAGAUAUGUAUUUAUUAUAUCAUAAACUACAGUAGGUAACUUUAAGGAUUUCUUCCUAUCCUUGUACAAUGACAUGAAUGUCUUUCUUUGAAAACUGCAAUAUAUGUAUGUUUCAAGGUUAUUUAACAGUGUACUAUGGUUUUAUAUCUUGACUUGCCUUGUACAUCUUUCAAUUCUGGAAUAUCUGUGUCUAAGCACAAUAUCUUCACACUGUGCUGUAUUGCUGCUGAACUAAAUGCACUUUUCCCCACAUGUGGGGCACUGGCUUCAAACAAUUCAGUUCAGUAUCAUUACUUUUAAUCUCAUCUUUCCUUUCUUGGUAUUUGUUAAUACAGUUAUGGAAAAGAGGCACAUUGCAUAGAAGCCAUUGGGGAGUUCAGUGGAAGUUCUGUAAGAUGUGCAUGUACUAUUUGAUAUAUUUUCAUUUGCUUCACUGCUUUUAAUACUUAGCAGUAUUGUUGGUCUAAGUCAAUUUGAUUAUUGAGGAGUCUCAGAGCAAGUUGAGUUCUGGAUGUCAUCCUAAAAAACACUUCAUAUAUAAUUAAUAACUAUUUUGUAUAAUUACAUAUUGCUGCUUGUGUUUUUUUUUUUCCAUUUAGUUGGGCGUUGUGUUUUACACAAAACCAUUUUUGAAUUAAGGCUGUGAUAUUAAGAUAGAAAUUUGGACUGUUGUUCUGCUUUUCCUGGCACUCAAAUUCAUGACUAGGUUUGAGAUCAAACCUAUGUUUGUAAUUAGAGAUUUUAUAAGGAUCAACUAAGAAAUGGAAGGCAGGUGAAGAUAUAAAACCCUAGAAUGCUUAAAUGUGCUGUAAAACUAUUGUAGAUGUCACUGGAUUUUACCAAGUAAUAUCCUUUCUUCUUUUUUUUUUCCCCCAUCUACUGUGGCUUUUCAGUUAAAAUUUUGUUUAUAAAAGGAAUUUGUUUAUUACAGCUCUACCUA
This is a messenger RNA of Cercocebus atys (sooty mangabey), 4516 nucleotides long. It is a transcript of the gene SHOC2, whose product is annotated as soc-2 suppressor of clear homolog (C. elegans). NCBI's taxonomy places the organism in Eukaryota, Metazoa, Chordata, Mammalia, Primates, Cercopithecidae. Gene Ontology annotation, molecular function: protein binding. Bases 913 to 2661 code for a protein of 582 amino acids. The record is from RefSeq and is a predicted model, not a curated record. The transcript is spliced from 9 exons.